This is a messenger RNA of Paramecium pentaurelia, 1529 nucleotides long. The record is from the annotation of a GenBank genome assembly. Lineage: Eukaryota; Ciliophora; Oligohymenophorea; Peniculida; Parameciidae.
AUGAAUUGGUUGUCAUAAUAAAAAGAUGAACAUGAUAGUAUAUUUAAUAAUGGAGGAGAUUUUUGGUUAUCAACUAAACAGCAAGAAAACCAAUAAAAUCUUAUUUUCUAAGGCAAGGCCUUUUAGAAACAAACAAAAUCUCGAAAGUGGGAAGCUGUACAUUUAGAAUUAUAUGUUGACAAGUAAUAUAUAAAAAUCAUUUAGAUUGAUUAAAAUUGUUAAUAAUUAAGCAGAAUAUUGUAAUAUUAAUGCUUGCUACUUAAAAAAGAUAAAAUAUUCUGAAUCCUCUUUUUAACCAUAUAAACAUGGUUUUAGAUUACAUUAAGGUAAAUAAAGAGUAGAAUUCUUUACUGAAAGUCAAGAUCAUUAUGAGAGAUGGUAAUCUGCUUUAAAAAGAUAUUGUAUUCUAACCAAAUUUAACAAAAAAUACAAACUUAUUUGCAAACACAAAUUAAAUGAACCAUAUCCAUCUUGUACAUAUAAAGCAUAAAGAAAUUCUGAUGGAUUAUUUUUUUAAAUUAGAAUUAUUGAAAAGAAUUAACUUGAUGAUCCAAUCCUGGCAUUAAAUGAAAUUACUAUUUUAAGAAGAUUAGAUCAUGUUUAUGUUUAAAGACUAUAGGAAGUUUAUGAGGAUUAAAUAUAUUUAUAUGUAGUUUAUGAUCAAUAUGCAGGAAGAGAAUAAAAAUUUUUACUUCCUUAAUUGUUAUAGACUCCUGAAAAAGUAAUAGCAGAGUUGCUUUAUAAAUUAUUAUUGGGCUUGCAUCACAUACAUAGUAAAGGAUUAUUUCAUAGAGAUAUCAAAUUUGACAAUAUUUUUAACAGAUUUCCUGAUUGCCUAACUGAUUGUUGCUUUGUUAAUUUUUCAAGUGCAGAUUUUCAUGAAAAUAAAAUGCAUAGGAGAAUUGGAACACCAGGUUUUAUGGCCCCUGAAAUUUUUAAAACCAAAUAAUAUGAUCAAUAAAUUGAUGUUUUCUCUUUAGGAGUGAUAUUUUAUUAUAUUGUGUUUGGUAGGAUGCCGUUUGGAACAGAUUUUAAUGAAGUAUAUUUUAUAAUUAAGCAGAGAGGUGCUUUCAAAAAAUGAAUAAGGAGAUAUUGAAUAUCCAGAUUAUUGUAAAAUUUCUAUCAGUGGACUUUAAUUGAUGAAACUGAUGUUACAAAAGGAACCACAAAAACGAUGUACUUCUUUUUAAGCACUAAAUCAUCACUGGUUUAUAAAUUUGAAAAUUAGAGAUUUAUUGGGAAAACCUAGUGUUAUGAUGAAUCAAAUGAAAAUGGGAUCUGGACUUAAUUUAUCCACAAUCUUAGAAAAAUCUGAUAUGAUAGACAAUUCAAAUAUGUCAAUUGCCCUUACUCCAAGAGGCAUUAAAAAGAAAAGUUAAAUCUCAAGAUCUAAAUCUUCAGAUAUGAAUAUUUUAGAUUAAGAAUUUAUUUAUGACUCUGUUGCUGAUAAAAUGAAAUGUUUAAAAAAUACUAUGCCCUAACCAUCUAGAUUAAAACAUAAAUCUAAUUAAACGUAAAUGUAAAAAUGA